This is a messenger RNA of Lasiodiplodia theobromae, 732 nucleotides long. RefSeq lists its product as uncharacterized. The record is from RefSeq and is a predicted model, not a curated record. Bases 1 to 732 code for a protein of 243 amino acids. The transcript has a single exon. NCBI's taxonomy places the organism in Eukaryota, Fungi, Ascomycota, Dothideomycetes, Botryosphaeriales, Botryosphaeriaceae.
AUGAGCAACACGAUUCGAGCCUAUGCCCACCGUUCGGAGUUCAUCAAGGACAUCCUGAGGCGCGCUGGAGACACUGUCGAGGCGGACAAGCUUGAGGACCUUGGAGGAGCACACGACUGGACACCAGCGUUGCCCCGCGGGUUAGAUGUGCCAUCGGAGCAUAAGAACUGCCCAAUCUGCAAUGAGAAUAUCGAGCCGACAGACUUGGUGGCACGCAUGUGUCCCGAAUCGAACGACAAGCAUUUCUUCCAUUGGAAUUGCAUGAUGGAAUGGCUGGGCACCUGGUGUGACCGACGCAUGGAGUUCCAACGUACAUGCCCUUGCUGUCGCACCGAGAUGUUCACGUUGUCUGAACCGAGCAGGAUAAGCCAGGAGGAGAGAAGGUUGCGAUGGAGGGUGGACGACCGCAUGGACGUCUUGAACUCUUUUUAUCGCAUCCAUACCUCAUACCGGUCUGCGGAAUGGCCCUUCAACAUCCCAGUCAUCGAUGUGCCGGGUGUCACCCUCCGCUACCAUCGUCAGAGAUAUCACACUCUGAGGGAAUACUGGCUUGCGAUCGCCAUGGGCUUGAUUGGUAGCAGGAGCAAGGUCAUGAAGCUUCGGACCAUGAUCUUCAUGUACGACGAUGCGAUGCACCUUGAUCGAAUUCUCGCCCGCGUCGAAGCCCUCAUGGACUUCAUGACUGGUGACAAUCUCGAGGCUUACCCGGUCGCUGAGCACCCCAUGGCCUAA